Molecule: messenger RNA, 2031 nt
Organism: Mesocricetus auratus (golden hamster)
Lineage: Eukaryota; Metazoa; Chordata; Mammalia; Rodentia; Cricetidae
Gene: Il1a
Product: interleukin 1 alpha
Exons: 7
Coding region: 89-898 (269 amino acids)
Biological process (GO): positive regulation of immature T cell proliferation in thymus; cellular response to lipopolysaccharide; immune response
Cellular component (GO): extracellular region
Molecular function (GO): interleukin-1 receptor binding; cytokine activity
Source: RefSeq, a predicted model, not a curated record
AAAAGACCGACAAGCCUGACUCAGGCAUAAGUCUCCAGGGCAGAGAGGGAGUCACCUCAUUGGAGCUUGAGUCGGCAAAGAAGUCAAGAUGGCCAAAGUCCCUGACUUGUUUGAAGACCUGAAGAACUGUUACAGUGAAAAUGAGGAAUACAAUUCAGCCAUUGACCAUCUCUCUCUGAGUCAGAAAUCCUUCUACGAUGCAAGCUAUGGGUCACUCCAUGAGAACUGCACAGAUAAAUUUGUAUCUCUGAGAACCUCUGAAACCUCAAAGAUGUCCAGCUUAACCUUUGAAGAGAGCCUAGUGAUGGUGGCAGCAACAUCCGACAAAGGGAAGAUUCUGAAGAAGAGACGACUGGGUUUCAAUCAGGCCUUUGCCGAAGAUGACCUGGAGACCAUAACCCGCAAUUUAGAAGAGACCAUCCAAUCAGAUUCAGCACCUUACGUCUUCCAGAGCAAUAUGAGAUACAAACUGAUAAGGCGAGUCAUGCAGGAGUUCGUCCUGAAUGAUUCCCUCAAUCAAAAUAUCUACCUGGAUGCAGACCAAGUGCAUCUCAAAGCAGCUUCGUUAAAUGACCUGCAACAUGAAGUAAAAUUUGACAUGUAUGUCUACUCGUCAGAAGACGACUCUAAAUAUCCUGUUACUCUAAAAAUCUCGAAUACUCAGCUGUUUGUGAGUGCUCAGGGUGAAGACCAGCCCGUGUUGCUGAAGGAGAUGCCUGAAAUACCAAAAGUCAUCACAGGGAGUGAGACCGACCUCAUUUUCUUCUGGAAAACAGUCAACUCAAAGAACUACUUCACAUCAGCUGCCUAUCCAGAGCUGUUUAUUGCCACAAAAGAACAAAGCCAGGUGCACCUGGCAAUGGGACUGCCCUCGAUGACAGACUUCCAGAUCUCCUAAGUGGGGUCCACUUACUUGAGAAGUGCUAACAAUCUGUAUGUACCGUGUACAGAAGGUUCUACACCCUGAGUCACUUGCAUGGCAUGUGCUGAGCCUUUGUAAUUCUAAAUGAAUGUUUACCCUCUUUGUGAGAGAAGAGCAAAGCCUAAUGGAAUCAACCUCGACACAUAAUGUUAUUUGUUAUUUAAAGAGCACCCUAUAUUUUGCACAGUACUAAUCACUUUAAUUAUUAUUCAUGACAUUCUUAGGAGGAACAGAGCUGUGGUGAUCAAAAAGACUCUACCCAUGUUACAGAUGGGCUAACUACAGCAUAAGAAAACUAAAAUGUACACUCAACGGCAGUUGGAAAGAGAAUCCACAGACCCACUAAGUCAAUCAAACUGUGUACCUUCUGCUUCCAAAUUGCUGACUGAGUAGGAUAAAGUUAUAAGAACUUAAUUCUAUCAUUUUUAAAGGGAAGGGGACAACAGCUACAUCUUUCCUACCUCAGUGGGUUUUAUUCCAAGGAGAGCAUUUGGAUGAAAUCCUCCUGUAACAAACCUCAAGAAGACAGAAUGUUGAAUGCUAUUUUUAAGUUAUUUUAUAUAUGUAUUUAUAAAUAUAUUUAUGAUAAUUUUAUUAUUUAUGGCACAUCCUUAAGUCCUCAACUGCAGGGCAUUCUAGAUGGAGUUAGUUAGAUGUAGCUACUCCAUAGCAGGGCUUUCUAGGUGGAGUUAGUUAGAUGUAGCUACUCUAUAGCUCCAUGUUGCAGACGUUAUGCUUUUUCCACAGCCAUGAAGCUCUCUACAUUCUCUUACUUGGGAAUCCUGUAAUUAUGGCCAUGAAUCUGUAUUGUUUACUUUGUUCAUUUAAGAUGAUAAUUGGACCACUCUUCCACCCUUCUGUCCCUAAAGUUAUCUGGGUAUUCUUACAUCAUUCAACCUCACCUGCAAUUAAAUCCAACAAUUCAAAGAUGGAAAGAUCUUAAUUGUGACUACCACAUCACUGUUACCUGAAGUUUCCUUUCUAGAAUGUAAUCAGUGUUUCCUCUGGGUUCCAAAUUUGUUCUCACACCACAGCGUCACAUGAGUACCAAUAAUAAUAAUCAGUGCAUUAUUGUUGGUUAUUAAUUAAAUAAAACAAGUUUGAGCUGA